AUGAAGAUCACCAGCCGCGCGUUCGAGAAGAACGCCAAGGGUUGGAUAAAGUUCGUCCCCGAGAGCGCGGACGACGUGUGGCACGCGUAUAAUUUGAUCGCCGUCGACGACGAGGUCGAGUGCGCGACGAUGCGGAAGCUGAAGAACGAGCACGCGGGCGAGCUGAGGGAGUCGUCGAGCAAGGUGGUGAAGCUGACGCUGCGCGUGCGCUGCGAAGACGUGGAAUACGACGCGGAAGGCGCGACGAUCAGGGUCAAGGGACAGAAUAAAACGGAAUGCGAAGAGGUGAAACUGAACGCGUAUCACACGCUGGAGAUAGGGAUCGGGCGGGCGGUGAAGAUUGAAAAGACGGCGUGGGAUAGCGUGGACGUCGGGCGGUUAGAGGAGGCGGCGGAUCCGUCGGCGACGGCGGAUCUGGCCGCCGUGCUCAUCGUCGAUGGCUUAGCGAACGUAGUUUUAGUCGGAGCGACGCAGACGAUCGUGAAAGGGAAGAUCGAGGCGUCGAUGCCUCGAAAGCGAGGGAUGGCUUUGAUGGGAUACGAAAAGGCGGAGACGAAAUUUUUUAGCAACGUCGCGAGCGUCGUCGAGAGACACGUAGAUUUCGACAGGGUGAAGUGUUUGGUGAUCGCGGGACCGGGAUUCACGAAAGAUACGUUCACGGACUUUUUGAAGCUCGAAGCCGUGCGGAAGAACUGGAAGACGCUUCAAACAAAUUUCAGUCGCGUCAUCAAGGCGCACGCGUCGAGCGCGUACGUGCACUCACUGAGUGAAGUCUUGGAGAACCCCACGGUUCGAGCUUUGAUUUCCGAUACCAAAGCGGCGAGCGAAGUGAAAGCGCUCGAUGACUUCUUCGAAAUGCUCGCUAAUGAUCCCGCGCGCGCGUUUUACGGUCCCGCGCACGUCAUGGCGGCGCACGAGCUGAACGCCAUCGACAAGCUUUUGAUCACGGAUACGGUGUUUCGAACGCGCAACGUCGCGCAACGAAAAAUGUGGGUGCGCGUCACCGAAGAAGUCACGAAAUCUGGUGGAAUCGUGCACAUUUUUUCAUCCGCGCACGCGAGCGGGGAGCAGCUCGAGCAAAUCACGGGCGCGGCGGCGAUUUUGCGAUUUCCACUACCCGACCUCGCCGACGCCGAGUUGCCGGCGCUCUAG
Messenger RNA from Ostreococcus lucimarinus CCE9901, 1152 nucleotides. RefSeq lists its product with no specific name. The transcript is spliced from 2 exons. Gene Ontology annotation, biological process: nonfunctional rRNA decay; nuclear-transcribed mRNA catabolic process, no-go decay; nuclear-transcribed mRNA catabolic process, non-stop decay. Gene Ontology annotation, cellular component: cytoplasm. NCBI's taxonomy places the organism in Eukaryota, Viridiplantae, Chlorophyta, Mamiellophyceae, Mamiellales, Bathycoccaceae. Bases 1 to 1152 code for a protein of 383 amino acids. The record is from RefSeq and is a predicted model, not a curated record.